AGUUUCCUUCCCGGCCGCCAGGUGUCCGCAGCGCAGGGACUUCUUCUGUACGUGAGGUACAGAAGAAGUCCCGUGUCCUUCACAACAGCAAACAUGGCGACUGCGACCAAAAUUAUUCAGAGGCUGCGAAAUGCCUUAUCGGGGCACAACCUACAAGCGAAGCUGCAGCUGCGGUACGGGGAGAUUGCAAAGAGGACACAACCUCCACCCAAGCUGCCAGUAGGUCCGAGCCACAAAUUCGCUAACAACUACUACUGCAGCAGAGACGGACGCAGGGAUUCGGUACCGGCCACAGUUGUCAUGUCUUCUCAAAAGGCCCUCACCGCUGGCAGCCAAGUUGCUCAAGCCCCAAAGCCUCCAGUGACUCCAGGUGCUGUGUAUAAGGAGCCACUUCUGUCCACAGACCAGCCGUACCUGUGAGCUGCAGGAUAAAAUCACUCGGCAUCAGCAACCUCAUUUCUCCACCCAGAACUUGUGAAGCAGCGUGGCCUUAGCAAGUGUUGGUUGUAUCCUGUAUAAUAGCAAAUGUUAAUAAAAUGUGUGAUAUGUUAAUGA
Molecule: messenger RNA, 555 nt
Organism: Betta splendens (Siamese fighting fish)
Lineage: Eukaryota; Metazoa; Chordata; Actinopteri; Anabantiformes; Osphronemidae
Gene: ndufa7
Product: NADH:ubiquinone oxidoreductase subunit A7
Exons: 4
Coding region: 94-420 (108 amino acids)
Biological process (GO): ATP synthesis coupled electron transport; mitochondrial electron transport, NADH to ubiquinone
Cellular component (GO): mitochondrial inner membrane
Source: RefSeq, a predicted model, not a curated record